AUGUCGUCCAGCACCGCUUCGAACGACUUCCCGGAACUGGGCAGCGGCCCCAAGCCUGUCGCCAAUGUGGCCCCUGUCUGGCUUGCCCGGACUCCUGAGGCGUCUGCGCCCGGCUCCGGCACCGCAACGCCCGCCCCGGAGACUGUGGCCGCUUCGACAGCCGCAACCGCUCCGAGCCUCUCAAUCCCGGGCCAGCACAAGGAGUAUCUGCUUCUGCACCCUGACGACAUUCUGCCCCGCGAGCAGUUGAAGCGUCCGAUCGCGGAUGUUAUCAAGGACUUCAACCGCAAGUCGCGUGCUCAGAUCAAGGUUAUUCCCCAUGCAGAAAACAUGCUCAGAAUCGAAGCCACCGGUCCCAAAGGCGAAUCCACCACCCAAACCCUGAAGGACUUUGUCGGCCUCGUCGGCGCCAAGCUGAAGCUCGAUCUCGAGGUCCCCCGCUGGGCACGGCCGCACAUUAUUGGCAGGGGUGGUGCCACCAUCAAGCAGAUCCAGGAUAAGACCGGUGCUCGUAUCCAAGUGCCUCGGGAAGAUGGCCAAGCCGCGCCCGAGGGUGAGGACGACGAAGAACUGAUCAAGGUCAUCAUCGAAGGCAACACCCAACAGGCUGCCCAUGCCCGCAAUCUGAUCUACGAAAUCAUGGGCGAGCGUGCUGGCACCGUCAGCCUCUCCGUCAAGGACGUGCCGGCGGAGUUCUACCCUUUCAUCGCCGGCCCGGACAACGAGAAGCUCAAGCUUCUCGAGGAGGAGCACCACGUUACGAUUAAGCUACCGACCGCCCGCCCUUUCUCAUCAGCACCACCCGCCCGGUCUGAGGAGACCGGUAACCCCGUCUUUUCCUCGGCAGCCGACAGCGCCAUCCAGGUGCGCGGCGACCGCUACGCCACCAAGAACGUGCGGACCAAGAUUGAUCAGCAAGUUCAAGAGCUCCGCAACCAACUGACCCUAGAAAUCGUCCAAAUCCAACAUGGGCGCCACCAGUUUAUCAUCGGCAACAGGGGCGUCUCCAUGGACCAGUUCUUCCAAGAGACUGGAUGCACUAUCGUUUUACCCGAGGACGUGGACGAGGACGACGUCUACAUCGUUGGGCCGCCCUCUCAAGUCGCGGCCGGUGUACAGAAAACCAUCGACCUCGCUAUGGGAAUGCAGUGCUCCAACAUCGACAUCUCGCGCUUCCACCGUCAAGCCCCCGGCGGUGCGGCGGUUCACGCGCGCAACGUCACUCGUUAUCUCCAGCAGAAGCGCGAGCUGGAGCGCGUGGGCAACCAACACGGUGUGCACUUCAACACCCCGUAUUCAGAGCAGGGCGCCUUGCCCUGGGAGAUCUAUGCCCGCGACGGUUCAGCCAUCGUCAAGGCCCAGUCUGAGGUCAAGUCGUUGGUAGAUGCGCACCCCCCGACCCGAGUGGCUACCGUUGCCAUCGACCCGUUCUAUCACCAGUACGUGCGCAAGGAAGUAGCGCCCUAUGUGCGCCAAACCUUUGGCGUCCACGUCGUCGUUCCCGAGGCUGCCGAAGCCAGCGCCCCUAUCCUUCUGGUGUACGAGCGCGCGUCGGGUGCCGAUGGGUACCAAGUCGCCCGCGAGGCACCGAAGCGGGAAGACCUCCCUGACAUCCAGAAGGGACUCCAAGGCGCCCAAAGCCAUAUCCAAAGCCUCCUGAGCGAACGGGAGCCCAUCUCGUCGAAAACGAUCGAGGUGCCUGUCAAGUUCCAUUCGCGACUCCAAAAGUUCAUCAAGAACGAGCAAGACGCCGCUCAGUCGACCAACGGCAUUCGCGCCCGGGUGUCGAACACCGGCGAGUCCGUCCACAUCCGUGGUCCUACCUCGGUGGUGGAUUCGCUCGUUGCCAAGUGCGUUGCGUUUGUCGAACAAGAAAAGCAGGACGAGACCGAACGCGGUCACAUCACCGAGUUCGACUUCCCGCAAAAGUAUGCCAACCACCUGAUCGGCAAGGGCGGCAGCAAUAUCAGGGAACUGCGGGAGAAGUUCGACGUCGAGAUCACAGUCAACGACGGCAAGGUGCAACUCAAGGGCCCCAAGGCUAAGGCCGAGGCGGCUAAGACACACAUCAACUCCCUCGCCCGCCAGCUGCAGGACGAGGCAACACAUAUCGUCAAGAUCGACCCCAAAUUCCAUCGCGAAAUCAUCGGCGCACAGGGUGCCCAGAUCAACAGGCUGCAGACCCGCUACAAGGUCCUCAUCUUCUUCCCGAGAAACAACAAUAAGAACAACAAGGACGACGAGUCUGCUGACUCAGCCAGCGAAGCCGGGAAGCCCCGCCGCCAGCAGGCCGCCGACGAAGUCAUCAUCCGUGGUCCUAAGCGGGGCGCAGACGAGGCUCGCGACGAGCUGCUAUCACUCCUCCAGUACCUGAAGGAUACGUCGUUCACGGCUACUGUGACGGUGCAGAAAAAGCAGCUGCCUUCCCUAAUCGGCUCCGGCGGUGCUGUCCUAGAGCAGCUCCGCCAGUCGACUGGGGCUAAGAUUGACGUUCCCAGCGCCAAGGAGUCGACCGAAGAGUUGGUCGAUAUCCAGAUCAAGGGUACUAAGGCCGAGGUCGCUGCGGCUAAGAAGGUCUUGGAGGAGAAGAAGGCCAUUUUUGAUGAUACCGUCAUCAAGAGGAUCGAGGUGCCGCGGAAGUACCACAGGAGCCUUAUUGGCGCUGGAGGUGCUACUCUUCGCGACAUUGUCGUUAAGGCUGGCGGCUCCGAUGACCAGCGCGAGCUGGCACGUACUAUCCAGUUCCCCAAGCAAGACGCCGAUGGCGAUUCGAUCAAGGUCGAGGGCCGUAGCGAGAUUGUGGACAAAAUUGUGGCCCGCAUCGAAGCCAUCGUUGCGGAGCGUGAGAGUCAGGUGACAGAAUCCGUGGAGGUACCGGUCGAGAAGCACAGGUCCAUCGUGGGCCGCGGCGGCGAGACCAAGCGGGGUAUCGAGGAGCAAUUCAAGGUCUCGAUCGACGUUCCUCGUCAAGGCAGCGGAAAGACGAGCGUCAAGAUUGUCGGUCAGCAAGCCGACGUCGAGAAGGCCAAGGCCCAUCUUGAGGAGUUCACCAAGGAGCAGCCGGGCGAAACAGUCCAAGUGCCCCGCGCUCUGCACCACAUCGUCUCCAACAACGGGGGGAUCUUCCGCAAAUUCCGCAACGAUUUCGGCAUCACCGUCGACCACGCCGGCCAGGCCGUUCCUCCCAGGCCCGCGGCCCCCAGCAACGCCCGCUCCACCAACGGCGGUGCUCUGCCUCUAAUCACCGACGACGAAGACACCGCAGCGGACGUGCACUCCUGGAACAUCGUCGAGCAGGGUUCCUCCUCCGACGCCGAAGAUGGCGACAUCCCCUGGGUCCUCCGCGGUUCGCCCGAAAACAUCGAAAAGGCCAAGAAAGCCAUUCAAACCGCCCUCGACCAAGCCUCCAAGCAGACAGCAACCGGCUACCUGGUCCUCCCUGACCCGCGUACCUACCGGUUCGUAAUCGGCCAGGGCGGGAGCAAAGUCAACGCCAUCCGCAAGCAGAGCGGGUGCAAGAUCACCGUGCCGCGCGACCAGAACCAGGGGGAUGCGAUCGAGGUGGUGGGCUCCCGUGAGGGUGUUGAGAAGGCGAAGGAUUUGAUCCUGGCCGCUGUGCAGGAGGGGUUGAGUAAUGCUGGUCCUCGGACACCGCGCGAAUAG
This is a messenger RNA of Dichotomopilus funicola, 3663 nucleotides long. RefSeq lists its product as uncharacterized. Gene Ontology annotation, cellular component: nucleus; cytoplasm. NCBI's taxonomy places the organism in Eukaryota, Fungi, Ascomycota, Sordariomycetes, Sordariales, Chaetomiaceae. The record is from RefSeq and is a predicted model, not a curated record. Gene Ontology annotation, molecular function: mRNA binding. The transcript is spliced from 3 exons. The coding region runs from base 1 to 3663 and encodes 1220 amino acids.